AUGGCUCUAUAUCAGCUUCCACUCGUCAUAUUCUCCGCCAUCGUGACAUAUAUCGCUUUUGGUCGCCGUCGCAAGCCUAAACUUGAGAUCUAUUACUCUCCGCAUCCUGUACCCCUCCCGCGUCGCAAGACCGAGGGCGAUGCAGAAGAAACACUCAUCUCCCUGUCGAAGCGCAAACUGACUACGGUAUUCGGUCCCGAGGCUGGCUUCGUGAGCGUUCCGUGGCUUCCGACCGGAGACGCACACACCAUAUAUGCAUCUGUCGGCGACUUCUCCAAGGUCGAUCAAGUCGAAUACGAGCGCAUACACAUCAGCUAUUCCGAUGGAGGCCUCGGCGCUCUUGAUGUCUACCCGUCUUCCAAAGCUCGACCUCACGAACCAGGUGAACCCAUCAUCUUCGUCAACCAUGGUCUUACGGGCGGCUCGCAUGAGGACUAUGUUCGCUCGACGCUUAUGGCUCUGUGUCCGCCCAAGUCGGAAGGCGGACUCGGUAUACGCGCUGUUGUGCAGAACUCGAGAGGUUGCAACGGGUCUCCUUUGACCUUUCCCAAAAUCUACCAUGCCGGAACCACAGAUGACCUGCGCCAUGCUAUCCUAUGGAUAUCGAAAACCUUCCCUUCCUCGCCCAUCUUCGGCAUCGGCUUCUCCCUCGGCGCUAAUCAAAUCAGCCGCUACACAGGCCAAGAAGGCGCCCUCUGUCCACUCACAGCCGUCGCCUCCGUCGCUAACCCCUUCGACUUCCUCAAAAGCGCAGUACACAUCGAAUCCGGCACCCUCAUGUGCAAAUACGUAUACAACUACGCCCUGGGCGGCGCGCUACAGGCUCUCAUCAGCCGGCAUUUGCCGAUAUACUACAAUGAUCCGCGGAGUAAGGUGCCCGUUGAGCCACUGAAGGAGUUCGUGAAUAAGAAGUGGGUCACAAUUCGCGGGUUCGACGAGGUCUGCACGAGGCAUAGUUUUGACUUCGUCAAUGCGGACGAUUACUACGCUCAAGCCUCCUCCGUGCGGUAUCUCGACAAGGUGGCCGUGCCGUUCCUCGGGCUCAAUGCGCUCGACGACCCGGUGACGGGAACCGAAUGGCUGCCGACUGUUCAAGCCCUCACCAAUCCCAACAUACUCCUUGUCCGCACCGAGCAUGGAGGGCAUCUGGGUUGGUUCGAGGCGAAGCCGGGCGGAGGGGUCAGGAGGUGGUACCCGAGGCCGAUCAAGGAGUUCUUCGGCGCGUUAUUGGAGUAUGGUGUCGAGCCGCGGCCGAAGCUGGAGUGGGAUGAGAUUGAUGGGAGGACGGUGCAGAGAGGGCGGCCGGAUAUUAGUGUGAGGGUGUUGAGGGACGAUGAGGUUCCGCCGAGCGUGCCGCUCAAGUCGAGUGCGAAGUCGAGCGCGGUGCCGUUCCAUACACGCAUCAUGCGGAAGCUGUUCACUGGGUGGUGA
Molecule: messenger RNA, 1431 nt
Organism: Peniophora sp. CBMAI 1063
Lineage: Eukaryota; Fungi; Basidiomycota; Agaricomycetes; Russulales; Peniophoraceae
Source: the annotation of a GenBank genome assembly